This is a messenger RNA of Cynoglossus semilaevis (tongue sole), 2091 nucleotides long. It is a transcript of the gene cmtm7, whose product is annotated as CKLF-like MARVEL transmembrane domain containing 7. Lineage: Eukaryota; Metazoa; Chordata; Actinopteri; Pleuronectiformes; Cynoglossidae. The record is from RefSeq and is a predicted model, not a curated record. The transcript is spliced from 5 exons. Bases 159 to 644 code for a protein of 161 amino acids. Gene Ontology annotation, cellular component: membrane.
UGUGUUCCUACGUGUGUUUCCGGUGCGUAUUGGCUGGGCGUGGCAUUAAUGUUGCUGUUGCCGAUUUUCUUCUUUUUCACUUUACCUUCUUUCGAAACGUCAGAGUUUAUCCUGGAGUUUUCAGGGUUUUUUUAAAGCCACGGUUUUGAACCGUACACAUGUCGCACACCGUCAUCACCAACAGUUCGACCAACACGAGGACUUCCGGUGACGGUGUCCUCAACAUGGGCUACACCCGGACCAUCCCGGGUCUGCUGAAGAUGGGACAACUGCUUGCUCUGCUGAUCGCCUUCCUUUGCGUGCACUGUGCCCGUGGCUGGCCCAACUGGUAUGCCUUCCAGUACUUUGAGGUCGUGACCCUGUGGUUCUUUGUUGUUUUCCUGGUUUUCUUCCUCAUGCACCUGUUCAGGCUGCAGACCAAGAUGCCCUGCAUCAACUGGCCCCUGACGGAGUUCUUUCAUUACUCUUUUGGAACCGUCCUCAUCCUCAUCGCCUCCAUCAUUGCUGCAGUGAAGGGCGGCAACGUCUCAGCACUGGCAGCUGGAUCGGCGUUUGGUUUCAUUGCCACAUUCCUGAUGGCUAUUAACAUGUGGACGUCCUACAGCGCCUCCUGUGGUCCUCAUCCCACAGGUGCCUCUGUAUAAAAGCCUGCACUCUGCUCUGUGACCAUCGCCACGGCUACGCCUGUAUCUGCACCCACGGUGUUUUUCUGCCCGGCAACCACAUGGACGAAAAGUCUGAUUAGAGGUAACAGAAGCUGGUCAUCAAAAGGUUCUACUUGAUUUUAAUGUUUAUAAUCAGAGGUCAGUCUCAAAGGUGCUCCUGUUCACAUAUCUGACCCUCAUGUGACCACGUCAUGUGACCUGUCCGGCAGAUUCAUCAUCAACUGAUGCUUUUAGUGCAGUCACACACAGUCGUGCUGUAUUACCCAGAAUUCCCGCUGCUUCACAUUACCUUCUCUGAAAAGCCUUUAGCUUUUGUUUGUUUCACUGCUGAAGGACAGCGCCCUCUGCGUGUCAUGUGCCAUAAAACAGCCCUGACAGUGUUUUUGUGUGCGUUUUUGUAUGAAUUUACCUUGGUUUGUUACAAAAUGUUUUUUAUGAGUUUUUACAUCACUGAUGACUGCAGGCAGACCAAUCAAAGGUUUUUUUAAAAACCUUUUUGUCUGACUGUGAAUCGAUGCUCAGUAUGGCUCUGUUAGCCUAACAUGCUAAUCUGCCCCUGUUGAAAUUGUCACUGUCGUACUGGUGUGAAAGCCGGGCAUCCAACAGGAAGUCGUGCACAUGCCAGUGACCUUGUUAGCAUGCUAAAAACAACACUCAGGGCGCUAAAAACAAGCAUGCUAAAGUACAACAGUCCAAACAGUGUGACUGAGAGCAUGCACAGCAGCGUUCUGCUGACAGCAACAUAAACAGACCAAUAACAUUCUGUCAGUAACAGGGGCAGACGCAAAACAACAAAUCUGUUUACAGAAAACUUCUCAACCAAUGAGCUUCGACCGAUGGACAAAAUAAAAUUCAAACGUGUGUCAGAGCUGGCAAAUGAAGGUGAAGGUGAGGGUGUAGGUGUUGGGUUGUCAAAUUUUUGCCUUAAGAAAUGCAAAAAACUCCUAUAAUUGCCUCGCCAUCCAACAGGGGGCAGUGUGAGAUGUGGUUUAACUGCUGUCUCCGGUCGUGGGGAAAUAUGCUUUGAGGAACCUGAAAUAUUAAUGACAACAAACAUUUAAAAAAAAAGUUCAAUUGACUUUUUUUUUAAACGUUGACUUUUAUUUUCAAAAGUCCAAGAUUUAUUUUACUUACAAAGUAUAAGUAAGAGUUGUGAAACAUUUAAUCUAACAUACAGACAAUUGAAGCAGUGACACCCAGAAAGGGGAGCAGUGCUUAGUUGGUCCAGCAGAGGGUGCUCCGAUACUUUAGUUGCAUGUUGGCUUUCCUGUGGUUCUGCUGACAUUUUGUUGUGAUGAUGGAAGACACAAAGAUUUAGAAUUACUGAGUCCAGAUGCUGCUUUUGAACCAACGUAUUUACUCUCUGGUGUUUAAAAAAAAAAGAAACAGGACGCAAAUAAAAAAAGGUCCUGGGUGCUUUAAACAU